CUCUUUGGAAAAGUGCUUGAGAACAUCCCGAAGCGAUUGGAGGAGCGGAAAACCCUUCCCCCCUGCACCUGACUCGUGGGUAUUUACAGCACUUUUCAAGGCGGCUCGGCACUGCCACUGCACAAGCGGGAGUGGAUGGGCUGCGCGGGGCCGGCAGCGCCGUAGGGACCAGGAGCGGCACCGAUGCGCCCGCAGUGACCCCGCGUGUGCCUGCGCUGCGCCGCCCGGGACCGCUGCACGCACCCGCAAGGACAGAGAGAGUCUGCGAGAAGCACAAACCCUGCGUCCAAAAUGCCACGCUCCUUCCUGGUCAAGAAGCAUUUCAAUUCAUCCAAGAAGCCGAAUUACAGCGAGCUGGACACUCAUACAGUGAUUAUAUCCCCAUACCUGUACGAAAGCUAUCCAGUCCCUAUCAUACCACAGCCAGAGAUCCUGAGCUCAGUAGCUUACAAUCCCAUUACUGUGUGGACUACAACUGGGCUGCUACCGUCUCCAUUACCCAAUGACCUCUCUCCACUUUCUGGAUACCCCUCAUCUUUGGGAAGAGUCAGCCCACCUCCACCUUCUGACACCUCCUCCAAAGAUCACAGCGGUUCAGAAAGCCCCAUUAGCGAUGAAGAAGAGAGAAUCCAGUCAAAGCUUUCAGACCCUCAUGCAAUCGAAGCUGAAAAGUUCCAGUGCAGUUUAUGCAACAAGACCUAUUCAACUUUCUCCGGGUUGGCCAAACAUAAGCAGCUGCACUGUGAUGCCCAGUCUAGGAAAUCGUUCAGCUGCAAGUACUGUGACAAGGAGUAUGUCAGCCUGGGAGCGCUUAAGAUGCACAUCAGGACCCACACACUGCCUUGUGUCUGCAAGAUCUGCGGCAAGGCUUUCUCCAGACCCUGGCUACUUCAAGGACACAUUAGAACUCACACUGGAGAAAAGCCGUUUUCCUGUCCUCACUGCAACAGGGCUUUUGCAGACAGAUCCAAUCUAAGGGCUCAUCUGCAGACCCACUCGGAUGUGAAGAAAUACCAGUGCAAAAAUUGCUCCAAAACUUUCUCCAGAAUGUCUCUUCUGCACAAACAUGAGGAAUCUGGAUGCUGUGUAGCACACUGAGUCAUGCAGUCAAUGUUUACCUGGACUCAAUGCAUUUCUCCACUUCUGUUCCAAAUGAUAAGGCGUUUUCUCGUCUACUUUUCAGCCAAAAAAAACCCCAAAAACCCCAAAAUACAAAGAAACCAAACCAACAAACCAAAACAUCACCAAACAAGCAAACAAAUAAACUAGUGGAAGAACUUAGAAUGUCAGUAGAAAUGAGCUUUAAGUAGUUUCUGUUCUGCCAAACAUUUGCAUUCUUAAGUGCGAAUUCUGAAAUAGGGAGAAAGACGCCAUGCAUGACAUUUCAAGUAGAUCUAAAGGAAGCAGCAUUAUCAGCUUUCUUAAUAGAUGAAGCAAAAUGUAGGUUGUCUUUUCUUGCUUAGAAAAGGCUUCAAAGUUAACAAUACAUUCCUGCCAAGCCAUUUCAACCAAAGAAACAGUAUUUUAAGUGGAAAUUUUAAUGAAAAUACUACCCAAGUGAGUUUUGCUAGACACCAUUUAUCUCAGGUGCCUUAAAAAGUAUUCCAAGUUUACCUUAGUAAAUGUUUAAUAUUAUUCGUUGCUGUGUUUUUUUAUUUUAUUUUAUUAGAAGCCAAGGCCUUCAUUAAUGACCUGAAAUGCUUUAAAACUGCAUAAUUAAAAGAGGGGAAAAAAGUGUAAGAGAAUGUACGAAAAAAUUAAAAGCCACAAAUUAACUGCAUGUGCCUUAAAAAAUAAAUUUAAAAAGAUAAUACUGUAGCUUCAAACAUUCCUGGUGCAUGCUUGACCAUCAUUUAAUAUGGAAUAGUUCCUCUAAACUUCAUUUUUUUUAAAAAAAAACGGGAAUAAGUGCAAGAGAGGGGAUCCAUGGGAGUUUUACAAUUUUUUUUUUUUUAAAUGCACAAAGGAAAUGCAAUAUUUUCAGCAUUACCCCUCCAAGUGCCUUUUUUAUUGAUGAUUUUGUAAAGUAUGUGGACAUAAUGUAAAUAUUUUUAUUUUUAUAUGAUUGAAUGUGUUAUGAAUGAAAGCAAAUUGUUGCCCAUAGCAGCAUCUAUAGAUAACUUGAAGAAAGUGUGAAGUGAAACUGAUGUUGUUUUCUAGCCACUUUUUUACAAUAAACAUUUUUAAGUAAGA
Messenger RNA from Corvus hawaiiensis (hawaiian crow), 2193 nucleotides. RefSeq names its product snail family transcriptional repressor 2 (gene SNAI2). Gene Ontology annotation, biological process: regulation of DNA-templated transcription. Lineage: Eukaryota; Metazoa; Chordata; Aves; Passeriformes; Corvidae. The coding region runs from base 292 to 1098 and encodes 268 amino acids. The transcript has 3 exons. Gene Ontology annotation, molecular function: RNA polymerase II cis-regulatory region sequence-specific DNA binding; DNA-binding transcription factor activity, RNA polymerase II-specific. The record is from RefSeq and is a predicted model, not a curated record.